This is a messenger RNA of Neomonachus schauinslandi (Hawaiian monk seal), 1882 nucleotides long. It is a transcript of the gene ITPRIPL2, whose product is annotated as ITPRIP like 2. The coding region runs from base 1 to 1599 and encodes 532 amino acids. Lineage: Eukaryota; Metazoa; Chordata; Mammalia; Carnivora; Phocidae. The record is from RefSeq and is a predicted model, not a curated record. The transcript has a single exon.
AUGUCGGUGCACUACACCCUCAAUCUGCGCGUCUUCUGGCCCCUGGUGACCGGCCUCUGCACUGCCCUCGUGUGCCUCUACCAUGUCCUGCGGGGAAGCGGGGGCGCCCGGGCCGAGCCCCCCGACGGUGCGGACGGCGGCUUCCCGCUGCUCAAGGUGGCCGUCCUGCUCCUCCUUGGCUACAUCCUCCUGCGCUGUCGCCACGCUGUUCGGCAGCGCUUCCUGCCAGGGUCUCCUCGCCUGGGGAGCCACCCGACCUUCUCUCCUAGACACUUCCGAGAGCCGAGUCUUGGCAUCUUGCUGGAGAGUUACUACGAGCACGAGGUGCGCCUGUCCCCGCACGUGCUGGGCCACAGCAAGGCGCACGUGAGCCGAAUCGUAGGCGAGCUGGUGCGGGCUGGCCGCGCCCGCGGGUCCCCCGGCCCCAUCCCUGGCGGGGCGCUGGCGUUGGCCUUCCGUGGAGACUUCAUCCAAGUGGGCAGCGCCUACGAGCAACACAAAAUCCGGCGGCCCGACGGCUUCGACGUGCUGGUGCCGCUGCGUCUCCCGCCGCUGGUGGCGCUGGAGCCGCGGAGCCUGGGCGCCGAGCCCGCGCUGGCCCCCGCCUUCCGCGGCUGCUUCGUGUGCGCCCUCAAGGCGCCGCCCGGGGCCUCCGGGAGCCACUGGCUGCGGGACUGCAAACCCUUCGCCGACGGCUUCUGCGUGGACGUGCUCGGGCGGCGUCACCUCUCUGCCGCGCUGGUGCUGCGCUGGUUCCAGGCGCACCUGCAGCGCUCCCUGGCCACCGUGCGCUACAGUCUGGAGGGGCGUUGUCGGGUCAGCCUGACCCCGGGCGGCCUGGAGCAGGCUCCCACCCUGCACAUCCUGCCCUGCCGCACCGACUACGGCUGCUGCCGCCUUUCCAUGGCAGUGCGUCUCAUCCCCGCUGUGCAUUUGGGCGACGGCGUUUUCCUCGUGGCACCGCCACCAUCCCCCUCGCCCGUUGGGCCUCUGUCGGAGCUCCCUGGAGGCCUGCGCACGGAUGCACUGUGGGGUGUGAACACAGCUCGGCAGGAGCAGAAGCUGCUGAGCUGGCUGCAGGAACGGGCCCCUCCAGGUGCCUGCUACCUCAAGUGCCUGCAGUUGCUUAAAGCUCUGCGAGACCUGGGCGCCCGCGGGCUGGACCCGACGGCCGCCACCCAGUGGGGACGCAUCCUGUCCUCAUACAUGCUCAAGACAGUGCUGCUGGCGGUGCUGCUGCGGGAGGGGUCUCCUGCUUCAGGCUGGGACGAGGCGCACCUGGGCGAGCGGUUGGAGGAGUUAGUGCAGUUCCUUAGGGACUGCCUGCUGAGACGCCAUACGCUCUUCCACUGCGUCCUGGGCCCUGGUGGGGCGGCUGCCGAGGUGGGCCCGCUGCCCAAGGUACUGCGUGAAGCUGCCCCCGUUGAUCUCCUGGCUGCUUUCGACAGGCACGCCCGGGAACUUGCAGCGGCGCGGUUGCUGUCCACCUGGCGAAGGCUGCCCCAACUUCUCCGGGGCUACGGGGGUCCUCGCUACCUUGCCAGGUGCCCCCCACCCCGGAGUCAGCGCACGCAGGGGUUCCCUGAAGAUCAGCCAUAAACCUUGACAGUGCCCCCACCCGGCCUAAUGCUCCUAAAGCCUCUCCCACCAGAUGGGGUGGGGAUGGCAACGAAGCCAGUUUAAUGCAAGGAAAUGAGGUGCCAAAGGUGAUGGAAAAUUUGGCGGGUGACGUAUGGUGGCUUAUAUGUCCCCCCUGACUCCACAAUCCAGCGUAUCCUUAGCAAGCUACAGAAAGACCUCCAACACCAGCAGCUAAGAGUUGGUUCAAAUGUUGGUUUGUGUGGAAUGAUUCUGCAAAGGAUCCAGCUUUUAGGGAAGCCCA